Molecule: messenger RNA, 1256 nt
Organism: Melanotaenia boesemani (Boeseman's rainbowfish)
Lineage: Eukaryota; Metazoa; Chordata; Actinopteri; Atheriniformes; Melanotaeniidae
Gene: colec11
Product: collectin sub-family member 11
Exons: 7
Coding region: 133-969 (278 amino acids)
Source: RefSeq, a predicted model, not a curated record
GAACAUGAAAUGCGUCUGUCGGACUGCCAGCAUUCAAAGCUCCUCUGAAUCUUUGUAGGUUGGAAAUACUUUUUUUUCUCCCUUCUUUUUGGAAAAUAGCUCUAACGCCAACCAUCCAGCCUAUGCAGAAAAAUGAGAGGAAAGAAACGGUUACUUUCUAUAAUACUUAUAUCAGUGAUGAUGAGUUUAUUACGAGUACAGAUUUCAUGCGGACAAGUGCAAGAAGACUCUUGCACAGUUCAGAUCCUUGUUCCUGGACUUAAAGGAGAACCAGGAGACAAAGGACAGAAAGGAGCCCCCGGCAGAGCGGGAAGAGUUGGCCCUCCAGGAGAGAUGGGGGAACCUGGGCUUAAAGGACAGAAAGGCAUCAUGGGACGAUAUGGAAAAGCUGGUCCAAAUGGAAUGAAAGGGGCCAAAGGAGACAUGGGUGACCCAGGUCCGAGAGGCCCUAAUGGGGAGCCAGGUGUUCCAUGUGAGUGCGCAUCAAUGAGAAAAAUGAUUGGAGAAAUGGACAUAAUCGUCACCCAGCUAUCCUCAGAGCUGAAAUUCAUUAAAAAUUCACUGCCCUCCCCUGCAGCUGUUGCUGGCAUUAAAGAGACAGACAGUAAGGUCUAUCUGUUGGUGAAGGAGGAGAAGCGGUACGUCGACGCAGAGGUCUACUGUCAGACGAGGGGAGGGCACCUCGCCAUGCCCAAGGACGAGGGGACCAACGCAGCCAUUGCAGGGUACAUAACUGAGGCAGGCCUGAGCAGAGUCUACAUUGGCAUUCAUGAUCUUGACCGUGAGGGCGUUUUCACCUACGUCGAUCACUCUCCCAUGACCACCUUCAGCAAAUGGAGAAAAGGAGAGCCCAACAAUGCCUAUGAUGAUGAGGACUGUGUUGAAAUAGUGGCCUCUGGAGAGUGGACUGAUGUAGCGUGCCAUCCCACCAUGUACUUCAUCUGUGAAUUUGACAAAGAUGCUGUCUGAGAUGAACCAAUGAACUGCUAAAAUAUAAAUAUACAAAUCAUGCAAGGCCUAUUUAUUGCCUGAGUUUGGGAAACAGCUUGACAUUUUUUCUGAAUUUUAUUCAUUCUAAGUACAUCCUUAAUCUUAUAUUCUGUAAAUUAUUUGUGUUUCCAACAUGUCAGGCAGUAUAUUGAGUGUUUAUAUUAUGCAAAAUAUUCUGUAAAGUCCCAUUGACAAACAAGGCAAAUAAGCAGAGGGCUAUAGAUUGUUUAGAGAAAUAUCUAAUUAAAAGACAGCUGUUGGUUCCA